UGUGUGCGUGAUGAUAAUUAAUGUUCAGGCAUUAAAACCACUUGUUUAAUAGUAGUAAAAUAAAUUCUUUUCAUCACAUAAAAUAGAAAAGAACUACAUUUAAUUAACUUCUCAUAUAACUCGCCCUGUUCAAAUACGAUAGAUUAUAUUGAUUAUUGAUCUAUCAUUAUUAAAUCAAUAACAAGCAUUUAAGUAACUAUAGAUCAAUGAAUAAACGAAUGAAUUAAUGUAACAAGAAGAAGAAAACGGUGACGACAACAAAGAAGAACUUCUGAUCAUUGAACUCAUCAUCGUCAUCAUUUAAAAGAUCUAAUUAAUUAAUUAAAAUAUCAAUGUCAACAUUUUCAUUAGAUCAAAUUCAUGUUCAAUCUAUUGAUGCCUAUUAUGAUCCAAAUAGUAAAACAGAAAUAAUAGAAAAAUCUAAUUUCUUCAAAUAUAAAAGUCAACAUUUUCAUUGUCAUAUUAAAUUAAUGAUAAAUGAUGAUUGUAUAACUAAUCAACAAUAUUGGACUAUUGGUUUAGUACAAGCAUGUUAUAAAAAUUAUAUAGAACAACGUUAUAAUAAUUAUGGUAGUACAUUAUGGGAAUUUCAUCCAAUUAAAACAGGACGACAUCAAAUGAUUAAUGAUAGUGAUGGUAAUCAAUAUCCAUUUUAUGAUAUUUUUAAUAGUAACUAUGUAAUUCAUCAUGGUUAUAUAACAAAUAAAUUUAUUCAAUUACAUUAUAAAGAUUAUUUUUAUCCAACAAUUGCAUGGCAGUUACCAUAUUCUCAUGGUAACAGUAAUAAUGUACAAUUAACUGAGAUUAUAAGAAGACAACAAUUUUGGGUAUGGUUAUUAGCAAUAAAACAUGGUCGAAAUUAUAAAUGGAAUUCAUAUAAUUUAAUUAAUAUUGAACAAGAUGAAUUAUAUAUAUUAAAUACAAUCCGUUGGCAAUAUGAAUUACAUAUCACAUUAGAUCCAUAUCAACCAAUUGGUAAACGUUUAAAACAUAUUGAUGAUAUCCAGUAUGAAAAACCAAUUAUAUUAGAUAAGAAUAAAAAAUUACCAUUAUCUGCUAUAAAUCCACCACAUUGUAAUGCGGCACAAUCAUUAAUAUGGUAUCCGAAUAAUAAAAAAGAUCAACCAAAAUUAAUUAUCCCACCAAAACAAAUUAUUGUACCAUGGAAACAAUGGUUAAAUGAUAUGACAUUAAAUGGUAAUGAUGAAAUGAAAAAAUUAAAACAAUGUCAAUUUGUUGGUGAAUUAUUACAUGAUAAAAAAAUCGGUAUUAUAAAUUGUUAUAGAAAUGAUCAGAAAUUAUCAACAGAUCUUGUUAAUUUACGAUCACGUUCAAGAGGUUGAACGGGAUCAUGAGUACAUUUUACAAAUUCUUUUCUUUUUUUUCUUUCUUCUUUAAUGAUCAUAUUUCUUGUGAAAAAAAAAUCAUUCAUUUCAAUGAAUGAGAUACAUUACCUUUUUGUAAGAUUUUUUUUUAAUUAUUUAAAUAAUUUCAAUGUUUCGUCCAACAAACUUGUCUGAACUUCUUCAGGGUUUUUCUUAGUUGGAUGAAGCGAUUUGUCUGGUUAAUUUCGAUAAUAAAUAGACUUUAACUUGUUAAAUAAUAGACUGAUCCUCCGUUCUCGUUUACGGCGCGGAUUCUAUAACUUCUUUAUGGUGUAGUGUAAUCGUGAUCCGCUGGUUUUUACUUGUUAGAGGGACAAGCAGCACACCCAAGUUGCACGAAAUUGAGCAAUAACAUGUCUGUAAUGCCGUUAGAUGUCCGGGACCACACGUGCGCUACAAUGACAGUGCCAACGAGUCUGGAAACCUGGCCCGAAAGGGUUUGGCAAAUUGUUUCAUCACAGUCGUGACUGGGAUCGGGGCUUGCAAUUAUUCCCCGUGAACGAGGAAUUCCUGGUCCAAUAAGGCGCAGUCAAAUACGUGCUCGAGCUAGAGCAGGAUUCGAGUCUAAACAUGUGCUCCAGAAUGAAUGAUUGUCUUCUGUCGAGCCCCUUUAACGGUGCUUGAUGGCAAUGUGUUUUGUUCGACCAAAAAUCUUUAAUAAACCAUGGCUUAAAUGAGCUCUUAAUGGGGUACAAAAUCUUGUUUUUCAAGCAUUUAG
Messenger RNA from Schistosoma haematobium, 2103 nucleotides. Its product is annotated as Protein fam78a. The coding region runs from base 333 to 1343 and encodes 336 amino acids. Lineage: Eukaryota; Metazoa; Platyhelminthes; Trematoda; Strigeidida; Schistosomatidae. The record is from RefSeq and is a predicted model, not a curated record. The transcript has 2 exons.